AUGCAGGGAGCAGUUUUCCUCCUGGUUCUCCUUGGUGCCAUGUCAGGGAGAGAAGUGCUACACCUAGUCCACUUGCCUGCUACAACCACCGUGGCCGAGAAUUCUCCACCUGAGACUCCAGUGCACAAGUUUUCUGUGAACUUAUCAGCCUCGCUGUCGCCUGUGAUCCCAGGGUGGCCCCUGAUUAUCAACACAAGCCCCCUCACUGAUGCCUUCAAAGUGAACUGGCUGUCAGACACUGACUUUGAGGUUGUCACCACUGGGACGGAACAACUAGACUUUGAAACAGGACCAAACAUAUUUGAUUUGCAGAUUUAUGUCAAGGAUGAUGUCGGUGUCACCGACCUCCAGAUCCUGACUGUCCAGGUGACAGAUGUGAAUGAGCCGCCUCAGUUCCAAGGCAACUUGGCAAAAGGUCUAGACCUGUACAUACUGGAAGGAGCAAACCCGGGAUUCAUUUACCAGGUUGAGGCCUUCGAUCCAGAAGACACAAGCCGAAACAUACCCCUCCAUUAUUUUCUGAUCUUCCACUCAGUGAACUUCAGAAUGUCUGCUAAUGGGACCCUCUUCUCUACAACAGAAUUUGACUUUGAAGCAGGACACAAAAGUUUCCAUCUGGUUGCAGGGGUGAGAGAUAGCCAAGGGCUUGAAGCCUCCACCACGCUCCAGGUGAACAUUGUGAAUGUCAACGACGAAAUACCUCGCUUUACCAGCCCAGCGCGAGUGUACACGAUUCCCGAGGAGCUGGUUUCAGGCACCAUUGUGGCCAACAUCACAGCGGAGGACCCCGAUGAUAAAGGUUUUACCGGCUUCCUCCUCUACAGCAUCACGACCCCUAACCGCUAUUUCGUGAUCAACCAGUUGACCGGUACGAUCCAAGUGGCCCACAGGCUAGACCGAGAUGCAGGUGAAUUAAGACAAAAUCCCUCCAUUUCUCUGGAAGUUCUGGUGAAGGACAGACCCUCGGGGGGUCAAGAGAAUCGCAUGCAGAUAACCUUCAUCGUAGAGGACAUUAAUGACAACCCGGCCAUGUGCACCAAGACCACCUUCAGCAUUAUGGUGCCUGAAAGAGAGGCCAAGGGGACGUUGCUUCUGGACCUGAACAAGUUCUGCUUUGAUGAUGACAGCAAAGCACCAAACAACCAAUUCAACUUCAGCACGCCAUCUGGAGUGGGGAGCAGCGGCAGAUUUUCACAGGAUCCAGCAGGCUCUGGGAAAAUCGUGUUGAUUGGUGACCUGGAUUAUGAAAAUUCAAGUAAUCUAGCAGCCGGCAAUAAGUACACCAUGAUAAUCCAGGUGCAGGAUGUUGCCCCUCCUUACUAUAAAAACAACAUCCACAUUUAUAUCUGCACAAAGCCCGAAAAUGAGUUUCCUCUUGCCUUUGACAGGCCGUCCUACGUAUUUGAGGUGUCAGAAUUAAGGCCAGCUCGAACCCGGGUGGGACUAGUGCAUGCCACCGAUAAAGACUUCCCCCAGAGCAGCAUCAUGUACUCCAUCUCCAUGGGAGGAGCCAGCCUCCAGUACCCAAACAUAUUUUGGAUCAAUCCCCAGACAGGAGAACUCCAGCUGGUGACGAAAGCAGACUACGAAACAACCCCCAUCUAUAUUCUCAGAAUCCAGGCCACCAACAUCGAGGACAGCAGCUCAGUCACUGUGAGUGGGGCCAUGGGUGUGUUCACACCAGCCCAACCGGUUGACUUAGGAUCUUUCUGGCACCUUCCAGGUGUGGCUGUAGCAAUAAGGAAUCUUAACGGGGCCCAUCCCGCAGAUGUAAGGGGAAAUGACUAGUGUCCAGGACGGCACACUUGGACACAGCUAGCAGAGCCUAGGAAAUAAAGAUUGGCAUCUGUAGGCCCAAGCAACAUCAACAGUCAUUUCACCUUCUCUCCCAACGCUGGGUCCAACGUUACAAGUCUGCUCCUUGCGACACGCUUCAACUAUGCCAGUGGGCUUGACAAGAUCUGGGACUACAAACUACUUGUCUACAUAACUGAUGACAACUUGCUGUCUGGCAGGAAGAAAGCUCAGGCUCACGUUGAAACAGGGACGGUAACGCUGAGUAUUAGUGUCAUUCCUCACCCCACCACAGCUGUCACCACAACCACCAGGCCCAGGGUCAUCUACCAGGUCCGGAGAAAAAACGUUUAUUCUCCAUCAGCGUGGUAUGUGCCUUUUGUCAUCACUUUGGGCUCCAUAUUGCUCCUGGGCCUCCUGGGAUCCCUGUUUGUCCUGUUGGCCAAAGCCAUCCACAGACACUGUCCCCGCAAGACUGGGAAGCCCAAGAAACUUGCGGUGAAGAAAGGAGAGAUGAAGACUACAAAGCCAGAGGUUUUGGUGGAAACAAUUCAGAUGAACUCCGUCUUUGAUGGAGAAGCCAUCGACCCAGUUACUGGGGCAGUAUAUGAAUUCAACUCAAACACGGGAGCCAGAAAGUGGAAAGAUCCCUCAACCCAAAUGCCAAGAUGGAAAGAGCCGGACCCCCGGGGAACUGCUCCCAGUAGAGCUGUCGCUGGGGAAGAGGCUGGGCCACCGAGGAGCACCGGCGAGCGAGAUGGGCUGAGCAGCAAAGCUCCGGCUGAGGAUGCCCAUUCCAGAAACCAGGAUGGCAACUCAGGCACCCCAAAGAGCAGAAACCCAGCCCUCACGAGUCACCCCCAAACUGCAUCUGGGAAUACAACAGUGAAGGAUGAGAGACUGAAUAUACAAACGACCAACGGUCGGACCGUAGAUAAAAACAGAACUCUGACCCACAACCUGCGGGAAAGCGAGCCCUGGUCUACAGUGAACGGCAGAGGACGCCAGCCUUUUGGAAGUCAGGCUCGCAGGAAGCCAGAUUGCUAUGUCUAGAAACAGUCUCGGAAGGUGAGCAAGAACGUCUGUACCAAUCUGCCCAGGAUGGCCAGGGCUUGAUGAAUUAUGACAGCUUCCCUAACUUUAUGUCCACUUCCAACUGAGGACCAACCACCGAAAGCCAAAUAUCCACACCUCACCAGUCACAUAAGAUGCACCCCCCUCCAGUGAGCCCGCCGACAGCUCCCCAUGCUGGCAGCCCCCCAGCAGACCACACCUGAAGCCUUCCCUUUGUUCCACCAUAAAGCUUUCCUGCUCCUCUCCCUGCCUGUGAGUCUCUGCAAGAGUUUGAGUGGCGCGACUGACCCCCUUGCUGU
Messenger RNA from Callorhinus ursinus (northern fur seal), 3167 nucleotides. RefSeq names its product cadherin related family member 3 (gene CDHR3). Gene Ontology annotation, cellular component: plasma membrane. The record is from RefSeq and is a predicted model, not a curated record. Gene Ontology annotation, biological process: homophilic cell-cell adhesion. Lineage: Eukaryota; Metazoa; Chordata; Mammalia; Carnivora; Otariidae. Gene Ontology annotation, molecular function: calcium ion binding.